Phragmites australis (common reed) is the source of this 1113-nucleotide messenger RNA. Its product is annotated as ribosome-inactivating protein-like. Gene Ontology annotation, molecular function: rRNA N-glycosylase activity. Lineage: Eukaryota; Viridiplantae; Streptophyta; Magnoliopsida; Poales; Poaceae. Gene Ontology annotation, biological process: negative regulation of translation. The transcript has a single exon. Bases 110 to 868 code for a protein of 252 amino acids. The record is from RefSeq and is a predicted model, not a curated record.
GUACCCAACUCUCCUACUCCAUAUAUCACAAUUCACAACCAACCCUCUCCACAUUCCACAAUCCAUCCAUCCAUCCUAGCUUUCAACUGUUGAUAGAAAAGAAAAGAGAAUGGCUGCGCCAACGCCAGAGUUCACUGAUUCCUUCGUCGUGGAGAAAGACAACUACGGCGACUUCAUCCGCCUAGUCCGGCAAAAUGUGAUCAAAUACUGCAGCGACCGGCGCCCCAACGUCGUCCAGCCUGUGCUGCCACCGGAGCAGAAGAUCCCCAAGUUCUGGUUCCACAUCGUCCUCCGCACCAUGACCAGCUCCCUCACGCUCGCCGUACGCAUCGAUAACCUCUACCUCGUCGGCUUCAGGACCCCGGCUGGGGUGUGGUGGGAGUUCAACAACGAGCACGGCACCCACCUCAUCAGCAACUCCAACUGGCUUGGCUUCGGCGGCCGGUACCAGGACCUCGUCGGCCAGAAGGGACUGGAGACCGUCUCGCUGGGCCGUGCCCAAAUGACUGUAGCCGUCGAUGUCCUGGCGAAGCAUGGCACCACCCAGAUGUCGGAGGAGCAGGUGCAGGACGCUAAGGCCGACCCGUACGCGCUGCCCAAGAGCAUGCUGGUGAAGCUGGUGAUCAUGAUAUGCGAGGGGGUGCGGUUCCACACCGUGUACAGCACGGUGGACAAGGAGUUCAACAACGUGGCGGCGAAGAUAACCGAGAUAGAGGGGAAACAGGUGAAUAAAUGGGAUAGGAUCUCCAAGGCCGUACUGACGUGGGCCGUCGACCCCAUGGCCAAGUUCCCCGAGCUGGAGAAGAUAGGCGUCAAGGAUAAAAACGACGCAGCCAGGAUCGUCGCGCUCGUCAAGGAUGAAAAGUAGUACUACUCUGCGCGAGGAUGAGAACAAAAACGAGCUCUGAUCGAUACAGGACUUGCUACUGCACCAGUGGACAGUGGUGUUAUAUGCAUACGUGCGUGCUAGUAUUAUGUAUGUAUCCGCGCGUGGUGUUUCUGCUCUUUGGUGGCUUGCCACGCCUUAAUUGUAUCCCUCUGCUGGUAUAGUAUAUAAAUAAAUAAACUCCUGCAGGCUCCAUGCAUGCAGAUCUAUCGUCAUUAAUGUUAUUA